This is a messenger RNA of Saccostrea cuccullata (small rock oyster), 946 nucleotides long. RefSeq names its product mitogen-activated protein kinase kinase kinase kinase 3-like. Gene Ontology annotation, cellular component: cytoplasm. The record is from RefSeq and is a predicted model, not a curated record. The annotation marks the transcript as partial. Lineage: Eukaryota; Metazoa; Mollusca; Bivalvia; Ostreida; Ostreidae. Gene Ontology annotation, molecular function: ATP binding; MAP kinase kinase kinase kinase activity. Gene Ontology annotation, biological process: intracellular signal transduction; protein phosphorylation. The transcript is spliced from 11 exons.
AUGUGGUGCUCUCCCUUGAAGUAUAUGGGAGAGUUGGGAGUUGGAUUUGGAACAGGAGAGGAGCUUGCAGUUGGAUGUUUAAUAGAUGCUGUGACAGGAGGAGGAGAUGCUGAGUUUGUAGAAUUGAUUGCGGAGCAGAUGGCCCAUAACCCGCCAUUAGAUUCGGGUAUUCUCCGAAGAAACCCCCAGGACGAUUUUGAGCUUAUUCAGCGGGUCGGGAGUGGCACCUAUGGAGAUGUUUACAAGGUGAUGCCCCUCAACUGUCAGAUUCUGACAUCAGAGAUGACUAUUGCAAUCAUACAGCAGGAAAUCGUCAUGAUGAAGGACUGCAAACAUGAUAUUCUUCAUAAUAGUGGGUUGUUGUUUUUCUGUAUAGAAGAGAUAAAUUAUGGAUUGCUAUUGACAACUAUGGAGGUGGCUCAUAACAUUUACCACAUAACGGGGCCUUUGGCAGAGCCACAGAUUGCUUUUAUUUGUCGAGAAACAUUAAAAGGUUUAAUGUAUCUACACAACAGAGGGAAAAUGCAUCGUGACAUUAAGGGUGCUAAUAUUUUGUUAACAGAUGAAGGGGACAUAAAAUUAGCUGACUUUGGUGUUUCUGCACAAAUAACUCAAACUAUGUGCAAGAGGAAAUCAUUUAUUGGGACCCCAUACUGGAUGGCCCCAGAGGUGGCUGCAGUGGAGAGGAAGGGGGGAUAUAAUCAGCAGUGUGAUAUAUGGGCCGUGGGAAUCACAGCUAUAGAGUUUGCCGAAUUACAGCCCCCAAUGUUUGAUCUUCAUCCCAUGAGGGCUUUAUUUUUGAUGUCCAAAAGUGGAUUCAAGCCACCACAGUUAAAGGACAAAAACAAAUGGUCCCAGAUAUUCCAACAUUUUAUCAAAGUCGCACUCACAAAAAAUCCCAAGAAGAGGCCCACGGCUGAAAAGCUUUUAGAGCAUCCAUUUGUAC